UGGGAGAGACUAUGCAUUAAAAAUAAUUGAUAAACUUAAAUGCCAAGGAAAAGAAGCCUUAUUAGCAAGAGAAGUCGCUAUUUUAAGACAAGUUGGUCAUCCAAAUAUCAUCAGCUUAAUAGAAGAACAGGAAACAAAUAAUCAUUUAUUUUUAGUAAUGGAAUUCAUAAAGGGAGGUGACUUAUUUGAUGCCAUAGCUUCAGCUGUAAGAUUUUCAGAAGAAGACGCAAGUAUAAUGGUCAGUCAUUUGUGUCAUGCUUUAGCCUAUUUACAUUCUCAUGAUAUUGUUCAUCGGGAUGUAAAGCCAGAGAAUCUGUUAGUUCAGAUUAGUGAUCAAAGAAUACAGUGUCUUAAACUAGCUGAUUUUGGACUUGCCCAAAUUGUUACGGAGCCAUUAUAUACUGUAUGUGGAACACCAACCUACGUAGCACCGGAAAUACUUGCAGAAGUUGGAUACGGCCUAAAAAUUGAUGUUUGGGCUGCUGGUGUCAUUUUGUACAUACUUUUAUGUGGCUUUCCACCUUUCGUUUCUACGGAUAAUGAACAAGAAAAAUUAUUUGAAAAAAUUCUCUGUGGACAGUAUGAAUUCACUUCGCCGUAUUGGGACAGCAUCUCAUCAUCAGCCAAAGAGCUUAUUUUAAAUAUGCUACAAGCUCAACCGGAACUGAGAUUUAGUGCAGAAGAUGUUCUUGAUCAUUCGUGGCUAUCGAUAGAGAAAGAUAUGCAUCUAAAAGUCAGUAGAGAAGUUAAGGACGAAAUAGAAGAAAUGGAAUAA
Messenger RNA from Copidosoma floridanum, 775 nucleotides. RefSeq names its product serine/threonine-protein kinase DCLK1. Gene Ontology annotation, molecular function: protein kinase activity; ATP binding. Gene Ontology annotation, biological process: intracellular signal transduction; protein phosphorylation. The record is from RefSeq and is a predicted model, not a curated record. NCBI's taxonomy places the organism in Eukaryota, Metazoa, Arthropoda, Insecta, Hymenoptera, Encyrtidae.